This is a messenger RNA of Auanema sp. JU1783, 528 nucleotides long. The record is from the annotation of a GenBank genome assembly. NCBI's taxonomy places the organism in Eukaryota, Metazoa, Nematoda, Chromadorea, Rhabditida, Rhabditidae.
AUGGAAGAUGAUUGUCCACAAGGAGGUGAUGACGUUCGUCUCUGUCUUUUAAAGACUCUUGGAGCUCAUAAUCAACGUCAAGUCCCAUGUAUAGCUUGUCACAAAGAUAUAAUAGUGUACGAUAAGUAUCCGUUAAUUGAUGGAACGUUCUUUCUUUCACCAGUUCUACAUCAUGGUCCUCCAAUUGAGGUAAUGUAUGAAGGGAGAAAACAGUAUUUACAACAAAUAUGUGUCUCUUGCUUAUGGUCUGAUUGGAAAUGUAAUAAUUGUGGUAGAGAUGGAUGGUUCAAUGGUAGAGCACUCAUUCUCGGAACUUUAUAUUACUAUGAUAUCAUUUCUGCUGGAAAAUGCUGUCCUCCAACAUGCACGGUAUGUCGAAGCCCACUGCUGAUACCGGAAAAUGUUGUGAUGCAGAUAGUCAAUGGAAAUUAUUCAUUAAUGAAUGAGUUAGUUACAUGUUCUUCAUGUGGCUGUAAAGAACUUCAUUGUAUUAGAGAUACAGCCGAUGUCACUAUAGCUGCUCGAUAG